Molecule: messenger RNA, 2014 nt
Organism: Blastomyces gilchristii SLH14081
Lineage: Eukaryota; Fungi; Ascomycota; Eurotiomycetes; Onygenales; Ajellomycetaceae
Product: sorting nexin-3
Exons: 3
Coding region: 420-848 (142 amino acids)
Biological process (GO): endocytic recycling; late endosome to Golgi transport
Cellular component (GO): retromer complex; early endosome membrane
Molecular function (GO): phosphatidylinositol-3-phosphate binding
Source: RefSeq, a predicted model, not a curated record
ACUUGUUCCAUAUACUUUUCCCUGCUGUGGUCUUACUAUCAUUGUAGUUCUAAGAGCAUUAUCGCGCCGGUAUCUGCCGAGACCGAGCUUGCAAACAGCUCAAUUGUGCCAAGGAAUAUCGGAUCUGGAGGAAUAUAAACCCGGGCCCCUCUCGGCGCACGGGCCACACUGCUGAAUCAGCAAGCUUCUUGCAUGCUCGCGCCGCGUCCAUAAAUGUAUCUACUGCCCAUGCGACCUUUAGACCUGAUAUCCCAACCAUAGCCUACAUUAAUCCUUUUAACGAAUGACAAUCAAUUUUCAUAGCCAUCCGACCAACGACCUCACAACUCAUUGUUUCAAAGCUACCCCUCCAAAUCCGCUCUGGUAUCACUCUUGAGGGAGACCUCUGUUUCGGUGUUGUGUAGAGAAGCCAUACGAAGAUGCAGGCCAUACCAGAUGCACGCCAGCAGACCUUCGAGGAGAUAUAUGGCCCUCCUGAAAACUUCCUCGAAAUUGAGGUAAGAAAUCCUCAAACUCACGGCACAUCGCGCAACAUGUAUACCUCCUACGAAAUCGUCUGCCGUACCAACAUCCCCGCUUUCAAACUUAAACACUCGGUCGUGCGCCGCCGCUAUUCAGACUUCGAAUACUUUAGAGAUAUAUUGGAGCGUGAGAGCGCGCGUGUGACAAUUCCACCGCUUCCGGGGAAAGUAUUCACCAAUCGGUUCAGCGAUGACGUAAUUGAGCAUAGACGGGAAGGUUUACAGCGGUUUUUGCAAAUAGUUGUAGGGCACCCCCUACUGCAAACGGGGAGUAAAGUGCUUGCGAGCUUUGUGCAAGAUCCCAAUUGGGACCGGAAUGCAUGGUAGGAACAAAAUUGGAUAUACCUCUUUGACAGAUUUUUUUUUUCUUUUUUUUUUUUAAAAAAAAAAAAACGCUACAUUAUAUUCUUCCGAGCUACGCAAGAAUUAUACGAGGCAUGACGGUCAAAAAAUUGCAGAGUGUCUUCCUUUUUCCCCUCUCUCCUACUUUUUCAUUUCGACAAUACCCGACUGAAAACAAUCUGGACAGAAUGUUUUAAGAGCACUAAGCGGAGAACAGACGAUCAAGUAUUUAAGUGACGGACGUGAUGCCUUGAUCGAUUUGAUCAACAUUCAUAUUUGCCUGGAUGGAAGGUUAUCUGUUCACAAAAAUGCUGGCAACCUCGUGUUUCUGGGACCAUUCCGAUACUGCCAUCAAACUAACGACAGGAUGAAUUGACAUGUCCGUACUGUUUCUUUGGAUUUUGAUCUCCUAUCUCCGCCUACACCCUCCAUUACACACAUCGAAGGUUCUCAAUAAUCUUUUUCCUACCUCCCAUUCUCGCCCUGUUCUCACUCCUUCUUGCCGUUCCGUGCACACCAUUUGCUUUAUUUUAACCAACUCACCCAAGCGCGUAUUCCACCCUGUUCUUUGUAUAUUUUCUUUCUUGCCCCCGAUUCUCCUUCACAUUCUCAUAUAUAUAUCCUUUCAAGCUAAGUUACCAAGCCUUCCUUCAAUAAGCCAUCUUAUCUUUAUCUCUACAAUGGAGCGAAAUUGGAGACUCUUGAUUUUUACAUUUUCCCCCUCUCAUGUGCAGGGUUACGUACUAGAGUGAGUCCCAUGUACCAUCAACCCCGGUAUUCUAUAGCCUGUUCAAAAAUACGAUAUGCAUAUCUCAUUUGCCUAGAAGGUCGCUUGUCAAUUUCUCUAAACGGUAUGAUACAGAUUACGCGACGUUUGUUCGGCUGUUAGGAGCUCUGUCUGAGCUUUCUUUUGGCGAUUUGUAAAGGGCUCUCAUUUCCAGUACUCGUACAUCAAAUAAACAUGGCUACUAAGGUGAACUAAUGCCAAUCGGAUGGUGAAAUGUUGAGUGGUUGUGUUGACUGUGUGAUAAGAUGGGGCCGAAACUUACAGAUAUAUGAAUAAGUCGCCUAUGACACCUUAGAAUAAUCACUUAUAUUACACUACCGGUUGAAUCAUUAACCUGUAGGAAAUCCGUAAAAAAUAUGACUAA